Messenger RNA from Mytilus trossulus (common blue mussel), 1891 nucleotides. RefSeq names its product alpha-2A adrenergic receptor-like. The coding region runs from base 352 to 1881 and encodes 509 amino acids. The record is from RefSeq and is a predicted model, not a curated record. NCBI's taxonomy places the organism in Eukaryota, Metazoa, Mollusca, Bivalvia, Mytilida, Mytilidae. The transcript has 2 exons. Gene Ontology annotation, molecular function: G protein-coupled acetylcholine receptor activity. Gene Ontology annotation, cellular component: plasma membrane. Gene Ontology annotation, biological process: adenylate cyclase-activating adrenergic receptor signaling pathway.
GUUGAGUGAUGGCAUUUUAGGGUGCUAAUACUAUCGUGUUAUAAUAUAUUAAUAGUUGUUGAACAAUAUCAUAAAGGAAUCAGAGGAUCAUAUAUAAGGUCAAAAAAUUAUUUCUUGUAGAAUGAAAGAAUCGUUUUUAGAUUAUGGAAAACACACUUUGAUAAUGAUUCAGCAAACGAAGUGAUUGAUAACAGAAAUCCGUCAGACCAACAUCUAAUAUACAGUCUAAAUGAAUUAUUCCCGAGUUGUAUUUCUACAAGAUCAAGGGAAAGUUGACAUAGAGUGAAUUAACCGGCUAAGAAUGACGCAGAUCUAUUCUGACAUCGUUACGCUUGACCCGAUUGCUUUACAAUGAGUUUGAUGGGAGAAAUGGUUGGUAUCUCUGAAGCUACAGCUAAUUUGUCUAAAGACUCACCUCAGAAUCCAUUCUCUGCUAAUAUUCCACCUGGUUAUUCUUUACCACAUACAAUCUUGAUUGCUAUACUUGUUAGCAUAUUUAUGAUAAUAAUCUUUUUUGGAAACUUGCUUGUUGUUGUAGCCAUUGCAACAGAUAGACAACUGAAGACAAUUCAGAACUGGUUCAUAGCAUCAUUAGCAGUUGCUGAUUUAUCACUUGGCUUGGUAAUUAUGCCUUUUUCUCUGGCAAAUGAACUCAUGCGGUAUUGGUAUUUUGGACCUAUUUGGUGUGAUCUGUGGAAGGCUAUUGAUGUGUUGUUAUGUACUGCUUCCAUUCUAAGUAUAUGCUUAAUAAGCUUGGAUAGGUACUGGUCUAUUACACGCGCCCUUCAAUAUUCCAGACAAAGAACACCAAAGAGAGCAGCGUUAAUGAUAUCCGCCGUUUGGGUCUUGUCGGCAAUAGUAUGUGUACCGCCAUUAAUAGGUUGGAAAAAUCCACUUCCAGUCUCUGAAUAUCCGCUGUGCUUACUCAGUUCUGAAAUAGGAUAUGUUAUAUCAUCAAGUAUGGGUUCGUUUUAUAUUCCAGCAGUGAUUAUGGUCUUUGUUUACUUUAAAAUUUACCAAGCUGCAAAGCAACGAGCUCGCAGAGGGCGUAGGAAUAAAACUGCAAGAAAGGAAGAGCAGAAGGCAAAACGAAGCGAUAAGACAAAAUCAAAAGGCACGCCUUCAAAAGAAAAUACUCUAAAUUGCGAAGAAUCUGAAAGAAGAUCUGUUCCUUCAGAAGACGAGAGCACGUGGCCUGUAUAUCGCAAACAGUUGCAGCUUACAAACAACACAACAAGUGUGAGUGUUGGGGUUGCUGAAGAAAAAACCUCAUUACUUAAUAAAACUAAAAGCACGAAGAAACGAUCUGAUCUUUUAAUUGUUCCCGUUACUGGAAUCCCUCAACAAACAGACAUUUGUGGUCACGAGGUAGUAAUGGAACAGAAACAACUUUUACAAACCCAUACGUCUACAAAAAUAGUGAAGGUAAUAACCAAUAAUACUAAAACUAUUGCUAGUACAGAAGAUAGUUUUCUCUCAUCAUCAAGUGCCUAUGAUGAAGAUGAGUCACAGGAAAAAAGAAAAGACAGCACAAUAGAGACACAAAAUACUCCAGUUGUCAAAAACUCCAUCAGCGAAAUUCCAGAUUUAUCUAACAUUGAAAAGCAAAAGCGGAAAUUGGCUAAAGCUCGAGAAAGACGAGCUACAAUUGUUCUCGGGCUUGUUAUGGCUGCAUUCAUAUUAUGUUGGUUUCCCUUUUUCACUAUAUAUAUUGUGACAUCCCUGUGUGAUUUUUGUAUACCGGAAAUUAUAUUUACUAUAGCUUUUUGGGCAGGAUAUUGUAACUCUGCGUUGAAUCCAAUUAUAUACACUAUAUUUAACCAAGACUUUAGGAAAGCUUUUCGUAAAAUAAUUUUCAGAAAAGCUCUGUUUAAAAGGUAAAAUUACAAAU